AUGACUUCGUCCCCUCAAUUAUCGGAAGCAGUCGUAGCUGCGAUCAAGACUGGCGAUCUUGCACAGCUGCAGAGUCUGUACGAAUCAGACAUGUCGCUCGAUGAAAUAGCCAGACAAGCUGCACGCAAAGGGCAGCCCACAAUCCUCGAAUGGUGCUACACACAAGGAUGGAAACCCAAGUCACCAUCGUUUAACGACAAAUUCUUCAGCGAAGUCUGCUCAGGCGCAUCGACAGACAUCUUCAAAGUCCUGCUUGACCAUGGCUGGGAUCUCAAUGCCCACCAAAGCGAAACCAGUGGCGAUGCUCUCGCGAGCGCGAUCACAGGCGAUAAUUAUGACCUUGCGAAAUGGCUACUAGAACAUGGGCACAGACCAACUCCAGUCGAUGGCAUAUACGGCGACGGCGCAGUGUUCACCGCAAUCAAGCAUGAACCGACUUCGCUGAGGAUACUGAAGCUUCUGCUUCAACAUGGUAUCGAUUUGAAAGGGACGGGGGCGGUGAUGCUGGCUGGCAAUGAGGGAAACCUGGAAGCCCUCAAACUUCUUCUCGACUAUGGCGUUGACACUGAAGAUCGUACCGUGCAGUGGUAUCCGUUCGAUGGCGAGGAAGAAGAUCCAUAUGCGUCAGAGGGAACAAGUCUCUACCGGGCGUGUAGACAGGGACACCUAGAAUGCGUGCGAUUGCUCUUGGAGCGAGGCGCGAAUGCGCAAGCCAAAGACGAUGGAGGGACAUCUUGCUUAGCCAUCGCGAAGCAACGCGGCCAUCAAGAAAUCGUCAAACUCCUAGAAGAGAAGGGAGCAUCCGAGUGA
Messenger RNA from Parastagonospora nodorum SN15, 810 nucleotides. RefSeq lists its product as hypothetical. Gene Ontology annotation, cellular component: nucleus; cytoplasm. Gene Ontology annotation, molecular function: protein binding. Bases 1 to 810 code for a protein of 269 amino acids. NCBI's taxonomy places the organism in Eukaryota, Fungi, Ascomycota, Dothideomycetes, Pleosporales, Phaeosphaeriaceae. The transcript has a single exon. The record is from RefSeq and is a predicted model, not a curated record.